Molecule: messenger RNA, 588 nt
Organism: Dentiscutata erythropus
Lineage: Eukaryota; Fungi; Glomeromycota; Glomeromycetes; Diversisporales; Gigasporaceae
Source: the annotation of a GenBank genome assembly
AUGUCUAAUAGUAUUAAUCUAGAAGAAACUGUAAAUGUUCCAUUACUCUAUCUAAUGCAAUUACAAUAUCUUGCAAUACAAUCUAUUGAAAAAAUACACAAUACCAAACAAUCUGAAAUAGUUGCUGCAAAUAAGAACAUUUCAAAUAAUGAAGUUUCAAAGGAAAUAGGUAACAUGUGGAAUAAAGAGUCUUUGGAUGUAAAAAUGAAAUUCCAAGUUAUGGCUGAUAUUGCAAAAUUAAAUCAUAUGCAAAAAUAUCCUGAAUACAAAUAUCAGCCUCAUCGUAAGAAGAGGAGAUCUAAAAGAAAUUGUGAAUUUUCAAUAAAUGAAACAAAGUCAAAAACUAACCAUGAGAAUUAUCUUUUGUCUGAACAACUACCUCCUUUGAAUGGGGAAAUAAAUUCAGAAAAUAAUGUUUUUGUCGAUCAGAACUUGGAUAAGCAUAGUCUCCAGUUAAUAAGCAAUAAUCUUAAUUUGUCAAAUGAAAUUUCAGAAAACUCUCAGGAGGUUGCAAAUAUGUUUAAUUACCAUUUCAUAUUUGUUAUAAAUUAUGAUAACGAGAACUUAAUGAUACAAACUUACCACUGA